AUGCUGCCUGAAGGCAUUGACGCCGUGACGUCUCGCGCAGCGAGGCACGAUCUAGCGAGGCGACUUAGCCACCUGGCCCGGCGGCUUACUUAUGACGGAUCCGAUGAUGUUGAUGAGAACAUGGUUGGAAGCCAACUCGAGCAGCUUGAAAAGGUCGUUGGCGGCGCUAGGAGUGCUGAGCCUAAAAGGCUUCAAUACCAAGCAAGCUUUGAUAGCCCGGGACGAAGUGACGUCGGCUCUGUGCUGGGGUCACCCGUUUCUUCUCUUUUCAGAUCGCGCUUUUCUGACUUGUCCGCAUCGCUGCAUAGAGAGCGCGAGGCCGACAAGGAACCCGAGGAUGAGGCUCCGUCAAAGAAGGGCAUGACGGGGACACAGGCGAAGAAGGUUAUUGCAGAGAUGAGCAAGCUGAAUGAGGAACUAUCGACGGUGGUGAACAAUCUUAGGGCUCGGCAAGAGGAGUCCGAGCCUUAUGACGCGGCCUGGCAGCAUUUUGCUGAGAUGAGAACCAGAGAGGAGGAGCUCCAAGAAAAUGACGGUGAGCUGCAGCAUCUGAGGAUAUGCCUGAAAGCAGUCGAGAUACAGAUGCCACCGCAUCCUGAUAAAGAACUUCAGCGGUGUAUUGCCACGUUUAAAGACGAUUACCAAGCCCUGAAACGAAAACGAGCGCAUCGGGCCAGCAUGGCCAGCGUUCGGGGCUUUGACCCCCCUCGAAUGGGGGCGCCGUUACGAUAA
Metarhizium acridum CQMa 102 is the source of this 732-nucleotide messenger RNA. The record is from RefSeq and is a predicted model, not a curated record. Lineage: Eukaryota; Fungi; Ascomycota; Sordariomycetes; Hypocreales; Clavicipitaceae.